Messenger RNA from Manihot esculenta (cassava), 1900 nucleotides. Its product is annotated as FCS-Like Zinc finger 10. Bases 333 to 1478 code for a protein of 381 amino acids. The transcript has 3 exons. Lineage: Eukaryota; Viridiplantae; Streptophyta; Magnoliopsida; Malpighiales; Euphorbiaceae. The record is from RefSeq and is a predicted model, not a curated record.
UGUGUGUGUGUGUAUAUCAGAGCUUCAGAGGUCUCAGUGCUUCACUGCUUCUCUGAUUUUGAUGCAAGAGAAGUGAUUAAAAAAAAUUGAAAGAAAAAGUAAAGCUAAAAGGAGAAAUAUAUAGGGAGAGUUGUAGUUGUGCUUGUGCUUUGUCCACAUCGAUACAUGUCUGUACUUCCAUUUGAGCUUCUGUUCGGCUCUUCUUUGAAGUUUUAAGAAGGGGAAACCCAGGAAAUUGCUAGUAAUUUGCUUCAAGCAUUGAGGAUCUCUUUGUUAUGCUUAAAAAGGAGAAGCAGAUUAAUCUAGGAACCAUGAACUAGGAAGGAGCAUGCAUGUCCAAACUAAUGGCUGAUUCUGCUUCAGAGACCCAUUGUCAAUCUGAUACUUCGGGUGUGAGACAUAUAAGCAGCUCAAUUUUCAAUUUUCCUGGUUUCUUUGUGGGGUUCGGUUCUAGAGGUUCAUCAGAUUAUGAGUCAAUUAGGAGUCCUACAUCUGCUCUUGAUUUUAGUCUUUUCUCCAAUCUUAGCAACCCAUUUAGUCUCAAGUCCCCAAGAUCACCAACACUAAAUGGCCAUCAAAAGAAAUGGGAUUGCUGCAAAGUAGGUCUCAGCAUCAUAAAUUUACUUGUUGAUGAAACCAAACCAACUGGUGAGCUUCUUAGUUCACCAAAGAGGAAGAAUAUAAUAUUUGGAUCACAGGUGAAGACUGGUUAUUCUGUGAGAUCCAAAUCUUUGCCAAGAGACUACAUGCUUUUGCUACCAUCACAAGUUGAAACUCGUAACCCCAAAUUAGGUAAAUCUAAUUCUGAUGCUGUCUUUGGGAAUGAUAGAGUCCAGUUGGAACCUAUACCCUUUGAAAUUUCUUCUCCAAUUAACUUAUCCCCAAAAUCCCCAUUGAAUUCUAAAAAGUUUUGUUCAGGGAAUAGAACUACUACUGUAAUGAGUUUACCAUUGUUUAGUGGUGGAGAUACACAAACAGAUAAUUCCUUUGAAACCAAAUCAAGUUCGCUUCCAGUACCCAUUGGCUCUAGCCAUGGGUAUAUAGGUUCUAUAUCUGCACAGGAGAUCGAGCUUUCUGAGGAUUAUACCUGUAUAAUUUCCUAUGGUCCAAAUCCUAAAACAACUCACAUUUUUGGUGACUGUAUUUUGGAAUGUCACACAAAUGAGUUGUCCAAUUUUGACAAGACACAAAAUCUGGGGCCUGAAUUGCCUCAGGAGGCUGACUGCUUGGAGGGUCCAACUCCAUAUCCAUCUGAUGAGUUUUUGAGUUUCUGUUAUUCUUGCAAAAAAGUGUUGGACAAGGGAGAUGACAUUUAUAUCUACAGAGGUGAGAAAGCAUUUUGCAGUUCUGAUUGCCGUUCCGAAGAAAUGUUUUCUGAGGAUGAAACAAAGAAAACUUGUGAUGAUUCCCCCAAAAGCUCUCCUGCAUCCAGCUACCAUGAAGAUCUUUUCCUAACCAGUGCGCCGAUUGCUAUAUAAUCGGUGAUGUUGCUCUGCUCACCCUUUAGGCUCUCAUGUCUCGGUGAUGAACAACCGGAUCAUCUGUUUCCAAAGAGCUGUUUUUAUGUGCAUCUGUUUUGCAGCCAUGGAUGAUCACAAGGGUGAAUCAUGCUAUUUUCUGAUAGUCUUUCAGCUUUCAUGGUAUCAACUAUUCCUAGGUAGCAAGCAAACAAGCAUAGAGUUUCUAUUUUUGCAGUUGAGGCAUAAACAUUAUCUUAGAUUUGUUGUGUUCUAUGUUUUCAAUUAGAUGAGUUGGAAGUGGCCAAGAUCCCUCACUCAUCAAUUUUCUUUCAAUUCUUCUCUUUGUCCUGCCUUCAUCAAGAGUUCAUGUAGUCUCCUUUUGAACCUAUUGAACUUAUUAUUUAAAACUUCAGUAUUAUCUACCAAAAUGACAUUCUCUA